GCUGUACUAGCGCUCUCUUCAAAGGUCGGAUUAACCGUACGUAGCCUUUUUAACGGCACAAAAAAAAAAUGUCUCGUUUGGGGGCUUUGAACCCUUUCCUGCAGGCUCGUGGUCCUCUGAAAGCAUUGCUUCCCAGAGCAGUGAACACAGAAGUGCUGAUGAAGCCUGCUGUGUGCGGCCAUUUUAGAGCACGUCUCGCUCACACAGACAUCAAAAUCCCUGACUUCUCGAACUAUCGGCGUGCUGAAGUGUUGGAUGCUAAAAAGUCCUCUCAGGAGAGCAGCGAUGCUAGACGAGCCUUCUCUUAUCUGGUGACUGGAUCCACUGCUGUGGUGGGUGUCUAUGCUGCAAAAACAGUCGUGACCCAAUUCGUGUCCUCAAUGAGUGCCUCUGCUGAUGUCCUGGCCCUGUCCAAAAUCGAGAUCAAGUUGUCCGACAUCCCAGAGGGGAAAAACAUGACCUUCAAGUGGAGAGGCAAGCCUCUGUUUGUUCGUCACAGAACAGAGAAGGAGAUCGCAGCUGAGCAGAACGUCGAUCUGUCAGAGCUCCGGGACCCUGAGCAUGACAGAGACCGUGUAACCAACCCCACCUGGGUCAUCGUCAUUGGUGUCUGUACUCAUCUCGGCUGUGUCCCAAUUGCAAAUGCCGGUGAUUAUGGUGGGUACUACUGCCCCUGCCACGGGUCACAUUACGAUGCUUCAGGAAGAAUCAGAAAAGGACCCGCACCUCUCAACUUGGAGGUGCCUUUUUAUGAGUUUCCUGAUGAGGAUACUGUAAUUGUUGGAUAAACAAUGGACAUUUUCUCUGUAUGCUUUUAAUGUCUGGCCAAAUUGAAAUAUUAAUAAAUAUAUAUUUUAAAGCA
Messenger RNA from Carassius gibelio (silver crucian carp), 862 nucleotides. RefSeq names its product cytochrome b-c1 complex subunit Rieske, mitochondrial. Lineage: Eukaryota; Metazoa; Chordata; Actinopteri; Cypriniformes; Cyprinidae. Gene Ontology annotation, biological process: mitochondrial electron transport, ubiquinol to cytochrome c. The record is from RefSeq and is a predicted model, not a curated record. Gene Ontology annotation, molecular function: quinol-cytochrome-c reductase activity; 2 iron, 2 sulfur cluster binding. The transcript has 2 exons. Gene Ontology annotation, cellular component: membrane. The coding region runs from base 69 to 788 and encodes 239 amino acids.